Messenger RNA from Telopea speciosissima, 842 nucleotides. Its product is annotated as transcription factor WER. NCBI's taxonomy places the organism in Eukaryota, Viridiplantae, Streptophyta, Magnoliopsida, Proteales, Proteaceae. The record is from RefSeq and is a predicted model, not a curated record. The coding region runs from base 1 to 810 and encodes 269 amino acids. The transcript has 5 exons.
AUGGAGUUGAAUCACUGGUGUCCUCAUGGCAUCCGGGUUUGUAUAGGCUGGUUUGGUGUCCUUGGUAUCACAUCCUCGACAUUUAUUGCAAUAGUGCAUUUUGGUGUUGAUCAAGUCUCUCUCUCUCUCUCUCAAGAAAUGGAGGAAGGGAACCACUUUAAGAAGGGUCUGUGGACGAUGGAGGAAGACAAGAUUCUGAUGGAUUACAUAAGGGUAAAUGGCAAAGGGCGUUGGAAUCGAAUAGCCAAGGUCACAGGUUUGAAGAGGUGUGGGAAGAGUUGCAGGCUAAGAUGGAUGAAUUACCUUAGCCCUAAUGUGAAAAAAGGUGAUUUUUCAGAGGAAGAAGAUGACCUCAUCAUUAGACUCCAUAAUUUACUGGGGAACAGAUGGUCACUCAUUGCGGGUCGGGUGCCGGGUCGAACAGACAACCAAGUGAAGAACCAUUGGAACACAUACUUGAGCAAGAAGCUUGGGAUCAAGAAGAAAAAGAACAAGGUUGGAGGCCACUCAUCACAAAAACCCACUAGAGAAUGUAGAGAAGAAGUGGAAAUUCUGAGCAGGCCCCAUUCGGACCCGAAUCCAAAAGACCCGGGUUUUGGCAACAGUAGCAGCGGAGACAUCAUACACCAAACCAAUGAAGGUUCUCAGCUGGAGGGCGUCGACGGAGGUCCAAAUGCACUGGUACCGGAGAUAAGUGAGUGUUUUGUGAGUUCCUUCUGGUUUUUCCAUGAUAAUUUAAACCAAGAAACACCUAACUUGGUUGAACUUUUAGCUGGGUAUCCGAUGGAUAUGGGUUGGCCCGAGUUGUAGCUUUCUAAUAAUUUCUCUCAAUCACAAUUUCA